GCGGCGGCGGCUCCCGGCCGCCAUGAGCAGGAAGCGGAUGAAGUUAUUGGUGGACUCACUGACCCGAUCCUCCAAGCACUUUAACAAAAGCGAAGUGGAAUGUCUGGUGAACCUCUUUGACACGCUGGUGGCCAAGGCCAGCAGCCACUUUGCGGGGGCCGGGUUCGACCGCACCGUGUUCCGAGACACCCUGCACAGCGCCUUUGGCCUGACGGAUGAAGUGAUGCUGGACCGAGUGUUCAGUACUUUUGAUAGAAGCAACACUGGCAGCAUCACUGUGGUGGAAUGGGUGGAAGGCUUAGGAGUAUUACUUCGGGGGACACUGGAAGAGAAGAUGAAAUACUGCUUUGCCAUUUAUGACCUGAAUGGUGAUGGAUACAUUUCAAGAGAGGAAAUGUUUCAAAUGCUGAAAAACAGUCUUCUCAUACAACCAGCAGAUGAAGAGCCUGAUGAGGGAGUUAAGGACUUGGUAGAGAUAGCACUGAAGAAAAUGGACUAUGAUCAUGAUGGCAAGCUUUCUUUUACGGACUUUGAAAAAGCAGUCAGAGAAGAAAGCCUUCUCUUAGAAGCCUUUGGACCAUGUUUGCCAGACAUAAAGAGCAUUAUCGCAUUUGAACAGAAAGUUUUCCGGGAAACUCCUAAAUAAGAACUCCAAAUUGUAACUCCAUUGCUGAGUACUGUUAAACGGGGUCUUUGUCUUCACCAUUCUUCAUGAUACAGUAAAAACAGUAAUAGUUUCAACUUGCUCCUAAGCUUCCGUAGUCCUUUGUGUUACAGCUAUUGAAUAAAUUAAUUUACUUUUGUAAGUCUACCUAAA
This is a messenger RNA of Pseudopodoces humilis (Tibetan ground-tit), 817 nucleotides long. It is a transcript of the gene CLXN, whose product is annotated as calaxin. Gene Ontology annotation, molecular function: calcium ion binding. NCBI's taxonomy places the organism in Eukaryota, Metazoa, Chordata, Aves, Passeriformes, Paridae. The record is from RefSeq and is a predicted model, not a curated record.